UCUCUUGGGAUUUAUUUGCAAAAAGACAAAGCUAAAGAAAUAAGUGGGGAGAAGCAAGAUUAGGGGGAGAGAAAAAAAAAAGGAAAUAUAUUUUGAGGUUUGCAAAUGUCUUUAACAGUAAUAUCUUCAGUUUAUGAAGUUUGCAGUGAUGCAGCUGGUAUUGCAGGUAACAUCUUUGCUUUUGGGCUGUUCUUGUCACCUAUAUCAACAUUUAGGAGAAUAAUCAGAAAUGGAUCAACAGAACAAUUUUCAGGGAUGCCAUACAUAUAUGCUCUUUUGAACUGUUUGAUUUGCCUUUGGUAUGGGUUCCCCAUUAUAUCUCCUGGUAUUAUCUUGGUGACAACUGUCAAUUCCAUUGGAGCUGUUUUUCAAUUGAUUUACAUCAUCAUUUUCAUUGCAUAUGCUGAAAAGCCAAUGAAGCUGAAGAUGUUGGGGUUCUUGGUAUCGGUUUUCGCGGUGUUUGCUUCGAUAGUUUUCGUGAGCCUCCAGUUCUUGAACUCAUCGUCACGGCAACUUUUCGUCGGAUAUUUAAGCGUCGCGUCUUUGAUUUCUAUGUUUGCUUCUCCCCUGCUCAUAAUCAAUUUGGUGAUCAAAAUGAGAAGCGUUGAGUACAUGCCGUUUUCACUCUCCCUGGCAACAUUCUUGAUGAGUUUAGCUUUCUUUGUAUAUGGAUUGCUCAAGCACGAUCCAUUCAUCUAUGCUCCCAAUGGGAUUGGAACAGUACUGGGGACAGUCCAAUUGGCCUUGUAUGCCUAUUUCAAAAGAGCUUCACAAGGGGAAUUGAGGCAUCCAUUGAUUGUUCCUUGAAAGAGAGUUGAGCUUCGUGCAUGAACUAGUUGGCAUACAAGGUUUGUGACUGCUUCUCCUAACAAUGUUGUCUUCAAGAUUCGAAUCUGAGUACUCUCUUUGAGAGUGCAAUAUUGUGCACUACCAUUACACUGAACUACUUGUUGGCAAUUCACAUUUAUUAUUAAUACGUAUGUACCUAUAUAUAGGGAUCAUAAUGCAGAAGCUAAUUCUUGUUGUAAUUUAAAUGAAUGUAUAUCCAUUAGAUUUUAGAUAUGUAAUAUCAUUGGUAUCAUCAUCAUACUGCUUUGAGAGGAAACUGUAGGACUUGGAGAAAGAAAUAAUUGAAGGAAGAAAUUACCUGAAUAAUACGAAUCCUUUUCGAGCUGAUAAAGCUUCAAUAACAGGAUGAAGCUCUUUCUUUCCAAUAGAGGAAAUUGAUUGAGUCUUGGACAAUAAUUUUGUAAAUUAAAUUCAGUAAUUUUAUAUUUAGGAAACUACAUUCAUCAUGAUUUUUGUUUA
Messenger RNA from Gossypium raimondii (Peruvian cotton), 1308 nucleotides. RefSeq names its product bidirectional sugar transporter SWEET2a. The record is from RefSeq and is a predicted model, not a curated record. NCBI's taxonomy places the organism in Eukaryota, Viridiplantae, Streptophyta, Magnoliopsida, Malvales, Malvaceae. The coding region runs from base 106 to 807 and encodes 233 amino acids. The transcript has 6 exons. Gene Ontology annotation, cellular component: membrane. Gene Ontology annotation, molecular function: sugar transmembrane transporter activity. Gene Ontology annotation, biological process: carbohydrate transport.